UCUAAAUAGUCGCACUGCUUGUUUAUCGAACCCAGAAAACCGUAAGAGAUUUGUGAUUUUGUUCAAUUGAUGGCCCGUGACAGUUUCGAUGGUUAUACGUCAUCAUUUGUCCAAGUACCGCAAUGAAUACAUUGCAUCGUUUGCAGCAACACUGUCGUUGUUUAUGGUGAACACUACCAACGCGUGGUCUUCACCGGCACUGGUUAAAUUUCGGUCCGACGAUGCACCUUUUCCGAUAACGGAAGAUGAAGGAUCCUGGGUUGUAGCUAUACAGGCCAUAGGAUCAUUCUUUGGACCCAUCAUCACUGGCCUGACAGUGGACAGAAUAGGUCGGAAACUUUCUCUCUUGGGAACUGUUCUGCCAAACAUCGCUGGGUGGAUACUUAUUGGAGUAGGAGACCGCGUCGCUUACUUGUAUGCUGCACGGUUUUUGUUUGGAGUAUCUUACGGAACGGCCUAUGCAGUGGCGCCUAUCUAUAUUGGAGAGAUAGCGUCAGACAGUAUCAGAGGGUCUGCUGCGACAUUGAUUACGGUGCUUGCCAAGCUGGGAUAUCUAGUGGUCUACUCUGUGGGUCCAUAUGUAAAGUAUCGGACUCUUGCGUGGCUUGGACUAUUCGGCCCAGGCUUGUUUGUGCUCUGUUUUAUGUGGAUGCCAGAUUCACCGAUUCAUCAGCUAGCGAAGAAUAACGACCAAGCGGCCGAGAAAAGUUUGUCCUGGUUUCGACGCUCUUCUACAGUUAAAAAGGAACUUGCGGCGAUGAAAGUUUCCGUGCAACUAUCUCAACAGGAACGUGGCUCAUUUAUGGAAUUAUUGUCUCCAGCCUAUCGUAACAACAUCGGAAUUACUCUAAUCCUAAUAUUCGGUUUGCACAUGACCGGAAUGUUGGUGAUUCUUGGGUAUGCUCAAACAAUUUUCGAAAAAAUUUCAACCGACUUGGCACCGGAGGAAAUGUCGAUUGUUCUUGGUGCCGUCCAGAUGGUGGCAGUGAUAUUUCCUGCAGUUCUCGUUGAUCGUAUGGGUCGCCGACCUUUGCUACUUACCUCCUCUGCUGGAACCACUUUAGGAUUAACCACCUGCACUAUUUACUUUGUCAUUAAUGACUCCGAGGUCGCGUCGGAAGUUGGCUGGGUUGCCUUCACUGCACUGCUCGUAUACAUCGUUUCGUACGGCUUGGGUCUUGCCACAGUUACCUUUUCCGUAAUCAGUGAAAUCUUUCCAAAAAAUAUUCGUGCCCAUGCCACAGCGGGUUUCGUUAUGGUCGGUGCACUAGUUGUGUUCGGUGUGGCGAAACUUUUUCAAUUUACGCUGGAUGAAGUGGGUCCCUAUCUACCGUUUGCAAUAUUCAGCUGCGGCGGUGCCAUCACCUGCGUGCUCGUCUACUUUUUCAUUCCGGAAACCAAAGGACGCUCGCUGGAUGAAGUACAGCGUCUCAUUGCGAAAAAAGCAUGAAAUUCAGCUCAAAUCAAAUAAAUUAUUAUU
Messenger RNA from Wyeomyia smithii (pitcher-plant mosquito), 1480 nucleotides. Its product is annotated as facilitated trehalose transporter Tret1-like. Gene Ontology annotation, biological process: transmembrane transport. Gene Ontology annotation, cellular component: membrane. Gene Ontology annotation, molecular function: transmembrane transporter activity. The record is from RefSeq and is a predicted model, not a curated record. Bases 89 to 1450 code for a protein of 453 amino acids. The transcript has 2 exons. Lineage: Eukaryota; Metazoa; Arthropoda; Insecta; Diptera; Culicidae.